CUUUCCACAAGAGAAGGGUGCCAGGUCUUCAGGUUACCCUCAUUUGCUCACCCAAAAGCACCAAAAGAAAACAGAAACCAUGGGGAGAGACCAAGGUAACCAGGCUAAGGAUGCAAAUGCCGAUGAAAACAAGAUCCAUCUUAAAAGGACAAUGGGCUAUUUAGAAGGGGUUAGCUUCAUAGUAGGCACAAUUAUAGGUGCAGGAAUUUUUGUCUCCCCAACUGGAGUACUCAAAUAUUCCUUGCUCAAUGUUGGUGUGUCUUUAAUAAUCUGGACUCUUUCUGGCAUCAUCUCGCUGAUGGGUGCUCUCUGUUACGCAGAGCUCAUCAUAGCACUGCCGUUUUCUGGAGGGGAAUACAGCUACAUAAAAAGAGCCCUGGGGUCUCCGGUGGCUUUUAUCUUUUUAUGGACCGCCAUGUUUAAUAGACCAGCCUCAAAUGCCGCUCGAGCCUUGCUGUUUGCCGAAUAUGCCAUUCAACCUUUUUAUGGAGCGUGCCCAGCUCCUGAGAUGGCAAAGAAAUGUUUGGCUUUGGCUGUUCUCUUGUUCCUUGGGAUUCUCAAUGGGCGAAGUAUCAAGAUGGCUGCCUGGGUGCAGAUCGUUUUCACCUUUCUCAAAAUGAUGGCUCUCUCCAUUAUUGCAAUCAGUGGAAUAGUCCUGUUGAUCAGAGGAAAGACAAAGAACACAGCCAGAUUCGAAAAUGCUUUCAGUGGUGAGAUUCCAGAUGCUGUGCAGAUCUCAGAAGCAUUUUUCCAAGGGUUGUAUGCAUACGGUGGCUGGUGGUCCCUCAGCUACUUAGCAGUUUCAGUUGUUGUAGCAGUGAUGUGGGCUGAGAGAGUGAUCCCUUCAUUUGCUUGGAUAAUUCCUGCAUCUGUGGCUAUUUCUAUAUUUGGUGCCCUCAACGGCAGCGUAUUCACUCUUGGACGGUUGAGCUACGCUGCGAGUCAGACUGGACAGUUGCCCAUUAUAGUAUCCAUGCUUAAUAUCCACCAUUCUACUCCAGCACCAGCCAUGAUUUUGUCCACCGUUAUUGCAACUGCUUUCCUCAUUUCAUCUGAUCUAAUUGCAUUAAUGAAUUAUUUUGGAUUCUCCAUUUGGCUUAUGACUGGACUAACAUGCGCUAGCGUCAUUGUCCUCCGAUAUCGAGAGCCUGAUCUACUCAGACCAUACAAGGUUUGUUUACCAGUUGCCUUUGGAAUGGUGGCCAUUUCCUUGUUCUUAGUUUUGGUUCCUAUAAUUUGGUCCCCGAAAGUGCAGUAUUUAUAUGCUUUCCUUUUCAUGGUUGGUGGGAUUUUUUUAUACCUACCCUUUAUACAUUUUCAAAUACAUUUUGAGUGGCUUGAUAAAAUGACUUGCUAUCUGCAGCUGCUGCUCCAGGUUUCUCCUGCUAAUUAUAAAUCUGAGUAAUGCCAACAUUUUAAACUGUGCAGUAGGAAUAAUACGUUCCUUGUGCAGCACAGCGACAGCUUCUGAUAUCUCCCUUCUUGCUAUAUAUAUAUAUGUAUAUGCAUGUUUCUGAAAUAUAUGUAGUUUUGUACAUAUACACAAGUGGCUUUUCAUGAAAAGAUUUUGACUGAAUAAACCCUGCAGCUCAGUGUUUUCAACCUUGGCAGUAUUAAGAUGUGUGAACUUCAACUUCCAAGCUGCUGGCUGGGGAAUUCUGGGAGUUGAAGUUUGCACAUUUUAAAGUUACCAAGGUUGAAAAAUAUUGCUGUAGCUUUUUCCAAAUCAUCUGAAAAACCUUCUUGGAGUCUAGGAGACUCAGGGGGAUAUAGUGGAAGAAAUUUAAAAUAAAAAUAAGACUUUAAAAAAACCCAAAAGAAUUUAACAUUGAUUAUAUUUGCCAAGUAAAAAAUGAAAAUACCUUUAACAUAAUUAAGGAGAAAAAUCCUUAAAACCCCGAACAACUUUUAACAAAUCCUUUGUUAAAUAACAAUUUUGUUAUCCUUUAUUAAAAGUUGGCAUCAUCAUU
Messenger RNA from Thamnophis sirtalis, 1970 nucleotides. The record is from RefSeq and is a predicted model, not a curated record. NCBI's taxonomy places the organism in Eukaryota, Metazoa, Chordata, Lepidosauria, Squamata, Natricidae.